This is a messenger RNA of Camellia sinensis, 1008 nucleotides long. Its product is annotated as thylakoid lumenal 17.9 kDa protein, chloroplast. The record is from RefSeq and is a predicted model, not a curated record. Gene Ontology annotation, cellular component: chloroplast thylakoid lumen. NCBI's taxonomy places the organism in Eukaryota, Viridiplantae, Streptophyta, Magnoliopsida, Ericales, Theaceae.
AUUUUCUCUCCAUCCAAACACAUCUCACCAAAUGGGAAAGGGAUAGAUAGAUAACAAACAUGAGUUUGAGUGCUCACCUUCUCUCUCCAUUCCCUCCUUUCUUCAAACACUCUCCAACCACCAGAACCCCUCUUCUUCUUCUUCACCCUUCAAUCCCAUCAUCAUGUAAUCCUCAACAAUACAACACAAAAAAGGCUCAUUCUCUGCUAAAGAAUCUCCUCCUCUCCUUCUCCGUUGCUCUCACCUUAUCUUCUCCACCUCCACAACCUUCUAUAGCAAUUCCUUCUCUCAACUCUCAACCCUCUUUGCUCACCACUCCAUUCUCUCAAUCCAAGAACUUGGCCACCGGAUUGGAAAAUGGGAAAAUCAGACCCUGUCCGUCUAUAAACCCGGGCUGCGUGUCGACAAAUCCAAGAUCGUCCUCAUUCGCAUUUCCUUGGACAAUUUCUGAAAAUAGUCUAGAUAAUGCUAUUCAGAAAUUGCAAGAAGCUAUUCUAGAAACACAGAAAAACGCCAAGAUUGAGGUUGUUGAAGAUACCCCACAUGGCACAUAUCUGCAAGCUGAGGUUGAUGGAGGGUUCGGCCGAGAUGUGCUAGAAUUUUUGGUAAAAAGAGAUGUGGUUACUUAUAGAUGUAUGGCUACAAAGGUAACCUAUGUAUACCCCUUCACCACAGCUUUAGGGGAUUCAAAGGGACAGGAAGAAAGAAUGAAGAAGAUCAUUGAGCAGUUGGGGUGGUCAGCUCCAAGUUUUGAUUCCAUGGAUUAGAAUGAUUCAAUUAUUAUGUUGUAUAUGGAGCAUGCUAGCAUCACACCCUUUUCUAAAAAUUCCUGUUUAUUCAGUUUUAGGCAUUUGUUACGUACAAUUGAUUUGCUCUUACUCUUUGUUAGUUAAUGCUCAAGAAUCUGAUAGCCAAAAAAACAAAAAAAAAAAAAACAGAAAAACAGAAGCACCUAUUGUAUAUAUUUACGUAUUAUCAUUCAUUACUUUGAGUGUCCCAUUUGAUUAA